UAUGAUGAUAAUAUCAUUUUGUAUACAUAUUCAUGAUCCAUGCGUAACUCAUGUCAUGAUUGAUGUUCGCUGUUCACGACGUGUAGUUCGAGUUUUGAAUCGUAGGUUUUGAAAUGCAUAGGGAGAAAUGGUUUGGUCGUGGUCUUUCUGUGGAAGAGACAUGACCACAGUGGUUAUAUCGUAAAUUACACGGGCCCGAGUUUCUCUCUCUGAUUAUAAAAAGAAACUCCGUUUCCCUUUUGUCUUUCGGGCAACUCCACAUGGGUGUCUCUCUCUCUCUCUCUCGGAAUCUGAUUCUUAUGGAGCUUCAAUACGGUUUAAUCUUUUGUCGCGAAAAUUCAGCUUGCUUGAAUAUGAUCGAGAAUUAGUUCAUUCCCAUACCCGUAUCGGGUUUUUGGUUAAACUUUCAUGCAAAAUCUCGGUUGCUGAACACCCAUGAGAUGCAUUCUCAGACGCAAAUCUGGAUUUUGCAGAAACCGAACCGAAGCAAAGUGAAUCGUUUUCCUUCUCGGGAAAAUGGUGGCACGACCCAAGAACGCUAACUUUCUAGGGUUCUUGUAGUUUGUAUCUGAAUAUAAUUCAAGACAUGUUUCCCUUCCUUUGAAUUCCUCGGAAUUGCAGCACAUUCUGGAUCUGCAUCUGGUUUUGAUAUUUUUUCCUUGUCGGUAUCUUGCAAGUAGGGUUGGUUCAGUGAUUCUGUAACACUGUUGCUGCUUGAAUUUGGACAAGAUUAACCUAGUUCAGUGAUGGUUCUGCAAUCUCAGAUACCGGAUAUAUCAGAUAUGUCGACGUUCCAACCGUUAGAUAACCAGUUUAACUACAAUUCUUCUGCAAAGCUUAGGUACUUACCCGUUCAGAACCCUCGUAAACGGUAUUGCACGCUCGAGUCAUCGGCAUGUAACUUAGCCGGGACCGAUUCUCCACAGAACAACUCUCCAGAUGAUGAUGAUGACGAUGAUGAUGGUAAAAGCUCUUCAUUGAGCGGUUCUUGUGUGACUAAUGAUGUCAAUGACUUGAGGCACAAGCUAAAGGAGCUCGAGACUGCGAUGCUAGGGCCGGACCCUGACUUCAUUGAUUGCCUUGAUUCCACCGAUUCCACGCCUUGCCAAGAGAUCUACAGUUGGAGAUCGACGUAUCAGGCUAUCGCAAGACGGGAUCUAAGAACAGUCCUUGUGUUUUGCGCGAAAGCAGUGUCAGAUAAUGACCUUUUGAUGGCUCAGUGGCUGAUUGAUGAGCUGCGCCAGAUGGUUUCUGUUUCUGGUGAGCCUAUCCAACGGUUAGGAGCUUACUUGCUAGAAGGGCUGGUGGCUCGUUUAUCCUCAUCGGGUAGUUCCAUAUACAAGUCGCUUAACUGUUGCCCCGAACCAGCGAGCACCGAUCUUCUCUCAUAUAUGCACAUUCUCUAUGAAGUUUGCCCGUAUUUCAAGUUUGGGUAUAUGUCGGCAAAUGGAGCCAUUGCUGAAGCCAUGAAAGAGGAAAACCGAGUUCAUAUAGUUGAUUUCCAGAUCGGACAAGGCAGCCAGUGGGUCACUCUAAUUCAGGCUUUUGCAGCUAGGCCCGGUGGCCCUCCUCGGAUACGUAUAACGGGUAUUGAUGAUGUCAUGUCAGCAUACGCUCGGGGAGGUGGCCUGAGCAUCGUAGGGAACAAGUUUGCCAAACUGGCAGAUCAGUUCAAGGUCCCGUUCGAGUUCAAUGCGGUGCCUGUCUCAGGAUCCGAGGUUAAACCUGAAAACCUCGGUAUCCGACCAGGUGAAGCUCUUGCUGUCAAUUUCGCCUUCGUGCUUCACCACAUGCCUGACGAGAGCGUGAGCACUGAGAAUCACAGGGACAGGUUACUGAGAAUGGUGAAAAGCCUCUCCCCGAAGGUAGUGACCCUUGUAGAGCAAGAAUCGAACACGAAUACUGCGGCUUUCCUCCCGAGAUUCUUCGAGACGAUGAACUAUUACACUGCAAUGUUCGAGUCCAUAGACGUGUCGCUGCCACGGGGCCACAAGCAGAGGAUCAACGUCGAGCAGCACUGCCUGGCGAGGGACGUGGUGAACAUAGUGGCAUGCGAAGGAACAGAGCGUGUGGAGAGGCACGAGCUCCUGGGGAAAUGGAAGUCGCGCUUCGAAAUGGCGGGUUUCGCUCCUUACCCUUUGAGCUCAUUGGUGAAUUCCACCAUUGAGGGCCUUCUCAAGAACUACUCCGACAAGUAUCGGCUUGAGGAGAGGGAGGGAGCGUUGUUUCUAGGCUGGGGAAACCGCGACCUGGUCGCGUCCUGCGCCUGGAAAUGAGACAAAGCUCUUCGUUCGGACCAUACUUGGGCUGUUGUUGUAACCCUCUUUGGGUUUCUUCCCUUUUUCCCAGUUGUGAUAAAAAAAAAAAAGUGUUUCAUAUGUUCAUAUGUGUACGGAACUGAUCGAAAUAGAAGUUUUUGGAUUUA
Molecule: messenger RNA, 2425 nt
Organism: Tarenaya hassleriana
Lineage: Eukaryota; Viridiplantae; Streptophyta; Magnoliopsida; Brassicales; Cleomaceae
Product: scarecrow-like transcription factor PAT1
Exons: 5
Coding region: 747-2276 (509 amino acids)
Biological process (GO): regulation of DNA-templated transcription
Cellular component (GO): nucleus
Molecular function (GO): DNA-binding transcription factor activity; sequence-specific DNA binding
Source: RefSeq, a predicted model, not a curated record